Messenger RNA from Tarenaya hassleriana, 1480 nucleotides. RefSeq names its product ATP-dependent Clp protease proteolytic subunit-related protein 1, chloroplastic-like. Lineage: Eukaryota; Viridiplantae; Streptophyta; Magnoliopsida; Brassicales; Cleomaceae. The coding region runs from base 69 to 1235 and encodes 388 amino acids. Gene Ontology annotation, molecular function: serine-type endopeptidase activity; ATP-dependent peptidase activity; ATPase binding. Gene Ontology annotation, cellular component: endopeptidase Clp complex. Gene Ontology annotation, biological process: protein quality control for misfolded or incompletely synthesized proteins. The record is from RefSeq and is a predicted model, not a curated record. The transcript is spliced from 9 exons.
GCCUCGGAAAAUUCCCCAAAUUCAUCAUCGUUCAAUCUUCUUCUUCAUCUUCCUUCGCUACGUCACAAAUGGCGACGUCUCUGGUCUCUUCUCUUACUCCACAGCUCAACCAUGAAGCUCUCAGCUCGACUUCUGUUUUUCCCAAAUCAUCGUUUUUGUCGGGCUCCAAGCUCUUCGUCUUACAGAUGCCUCGCUCUAACAUCCAUCGAAGUACAAGAAGAUGUCACUGUUUUGUCUCCGCUCAAACUUCGAACUUCGAUCAUAUCCCGAAACAGUUUCGGGAAGAAAAUCUCAAAGACGGAUUAAUGGAGAACUUCAAGAACGUGCCUAAGCAAUUGUAUGGUCUAACUCCAUCUCAAAUGGACAUGUUCAUGAGAGACGACGGCCUUGUGAACAGGCAGGCAUCAAGGGUUACAGAGGAAAGCAUCUCGGCUAAAAGAAAUUAUUUGGACAAUGGAGGGGCAUGGAGUAUGUCAGCUGUGACUGGUCCUGAAAGAUACAGCAUGAGUGUCCGCAUGUACAGAGGCGGAGGUGGAGGCGGAGGCCGAGGCAGAGGAAAGGGACCUGGUGCUCCUCCAGAUUUACCCUCUUUACUCUUGGAUGGUCGCAUAGUUUAUCUGGGAAUGCCGAUUGUCCCAGCAGUUACCGAGUUGAUCAUUGCUCAGUUUAUGUACUUAGAUUAUAAUGACUCUUCAAAGCCUAUAUUUCUCUAUAUAAACUCAUCGGGGACACAGAAUGAGAAGAUGGAGACUGUUGGAUCAGAGACUGAGGCUUUUGCCAUAGCUGACGCUAUGUGUUACGUCAAACCAGAUGUUUAUACCAUCAAUUGUGGCAUGGCUUAUGGUCAAGCGGCAAUGCUUCUGUCUCUUGGGAACAAAGGGAAGCGUUCAGUACUACCACAUUCAUCGACGAAAUUAUAUCUGCCUAAAGUGAACAGAUCAGCAGGAGCUGCCAUAGACAUGUGGAUAAAGGCUAAGGAACUUGAUUCAAAUACGGAUUACUACGUGGAUCUAUUAGCACAGGGAACCGGGAAAUCCAAGGAGGAGAUCUACGAGGACAUCAAGCGACCUAAGUAUCUCCAAGCACAAGAUGCUAUCGACUAUGGCAUUGCAGACAAGAUAGCUGACAAAACAGAGAAACGGUAUCACAAAAAGGACAAGGAUAUGAGUGCUCGACUUAGAGCCAUGGGGUUACCUGAAGGAGGCACUUCGCCAGCUCCAUCCGGGUUUAGGUGAUGGAAAUGGCAAGCACUGUUUCCGCAGGAUCACCCGACGAGGUAAGAUAUCUGCUUGCCUAGUCUCUCUGGAACACUUUGUGGUUACAGACUUACAGUCUUAGGCCUAUAUUUUCAAAGACAUAGGGCUACUCAUGUGGCAAUUUGAAUGAAAAGAUACUUACAAAUGUGGGUGUAUACAUGCAUGUAACCUAUUUUAUGCCAUCAACUUCACUUAAAAUGUGAAAUGGUUUGCAUUUUCCGACA